GAGAGAGAGAAUAAAAAGCGUGACAUAGAAUUUUCAUGUUUAAUGUUAAUAAUUAAUGCCAUGCCUCUUUGUUCAGGCGGUGGUAGGAGGGAUUAGGAAGGCAUAUGAAAUAUCUUCUAUAUUUUUUUCUUUCAACCAAAAUAAUAUGUCGAAUCCUAAGCCCCCGCGCGAGCCUCUGACAGCCAGUUUGGUCGAUUCGCCCCUUCGGUAUCACACUGCGAAUACUGCGGAAUCAGAUGGACAGUCCUCAGUCAGAAGUACGAAGUACUACCCACCUGCGAACGCUCUCUAUGAGGACCUCGCUAGCAGUUCGGACUUUUUCUGGAAUAACCUUCAGGAUUUCCACAAAUCCUUAGGCACCACAUUAAAAGUUCCAACUAUAGGAGGAAAGCCACUAGAUCUAUAUCGCCUUUUUAUUGAAGUAACUUCUCGUGGUGGGCUUGAAAAGGUAAUUGGAGAUCGUAAAUGGAAGGAAGUGAUUACAGUCUUCAAAUUCCCAGACACUGUAACCAGCGCAUCAUUUGCAUUGCGCAAAUACUAUCAAUCAUUGCUUUAUGACUUUGAGCAGGUUUAUUAUUUUCGCAAGCAAGCCCCUUCUUUUUCAAUGCCUGAUUCUGGUAGCAGGAGCAUAUUGAGCUCAAAGGAAGUUGAUGCUUUGAAUGAUUUUUUACCAGUUUGUCCGCUCCAGCAGCAGCUUGGCUCUUUGGUGCCUGGUACCAUCGACUUGAAAUUUGAUGGUGGGUAUGUAGUCACUGUGAAUCUGGGUUCUGACCAGCUGAAAGGCGUGCUGUAUCACGUUCCUCUCAAUGCAUCACAGACUUCUGCAUCCAUACCUGCUUCUGUGAAUCGAAAGAGAUCAAGGUUGGGUUCACAUGAUCCUUCUCGGCCCAAAUCAAACAGGAGUGGCUACAAUUUCUUCUUUGCUGAACACUAUGCCAGGUUGAAGCCUUUAUACUAUGGGCAAGAGAGAGCAAUUAGUAAGAAGAUUGGGUUUUUAUGGAACCAUCUCACUGAUGCAGAAAGACAGAUAUAUCAGGAGAAGGGAAGAAGAGAUAAGGAGAGAUACAGGACUGAAAUGGAGGAAUACAAAGCAUCCAAUAAUUUGAGUCCUCAGCAGUAGGCCUCCAAUGUGGGGAAACCAUUGCGCUAUUUAGAAUGACUUCAGUUUUGUACUUUGUUCUUCUUGUUGACUUUCUUUUCCAGUAAGGAGAUGCCCAUGGGACAACCAACCGUGGGAUCAUACAGGUGGGAGGUAUGAUGAUAGGGUUUGUGAGAUUGGUUGUAUCUCUUUUAGGGUUAAUUCAUAGUAGAAGCAAUUCUCUUGUUUAGCUCUUGGUGCUUCAUUAUUCCUUCCCCAGCCUUGCUCUUCUAUUAUUUAUAUUGGAUCGGCCAUAAGGCCCGGUAUGUAAUCCCAUUUCAUGGUAAAAGAAGAAAAUAGGUAUGUAAUCCCGUUUCACACACA
Messenger RNA from Prosopis cineraria, 1462 nucleotides. Its product is annotated as high mobility group B protein 10-like. NCBI's taxonomy places the organism in Eukaryota, Viridiplantae, Streptophyta, Magnoliopsida, Fabales, Fabaceae. The record is from RefSeq and is a predicted model, not a curated record. The transcript has 6 exons. Gene Ontology annotation, molecular function: DNA binding. The coding region runs from base 56 to 1120 and encodes 354 amino acids.